UUUACAGUUUACAGUGGUAUACAGUAGUGCUAUACUGUGUGUGUGUAUAUAGGUUUAUUUUUCUGUAUAGAACUGCUCUUUGUAUGCCUACCAUCUGUUUUUAAUCUUUAAUACUACAUACAUUUGAAAAGAAGUAAAACUAAAUGUUCUAAUACCCCUAUUAUAAUAAUCUGUGGCCUCUCCUCUUUAACUCGCUCAACAGGUUUUCAGUGGCAGGAGACCGGGAUGCCAUUCCACAGUCUUGAUUUUAUGAGUAGUGAAAUAUUUGUGUGGCUCACAAUGGACGCUUUGGAUCCUAGGAAUUGUGCAAACAGCUGAAGUUGCAAUAAUACAAAGUACUUGUAGAAUCUGUAAGUGGUCAUAACUUAAAAGACUAGAAAAUAACGCAGGUUUACACAAGUGGUGUAACUGGUUAAAAAAAAAAAACCCCAGCAACAAAUAAGUGCAUAAAGUUCUAUUUCAGAAAACCAAGAGCAGUACAAAAAGUAAGUGCAAAGAAAUGCAAUGAAGUGUUAUUCUGUAUAUAUUCUGAAAAGGUACUAUAGGCUUUUAGCCUUUUAUGGAAAGAUUGGUAAGUUUAGGCUCAUUUGGAAGCUUAUUCAACUAUUGAGGAGCCAAGACGCUGAAAGAGUGAUAUCUUGCUUAACAUCUAUGCUUGGAUCUCAGAGAAGAACAUACUAGCCACCUUGAAUUUGAAGACCUGAAGCCAGUAGAAUUACCUGAGUAAGUGUAAAUGAGAGUACUUUAAGAGUUUAUAAUCUAGGCAAGCAGCAACCUUCUGAAUGCUCUGUAGAUUAAAUCUCGUAUUUAAAAAAAGGGAAAUCAGCAAAUGGAGUUGCAGUAGAAUUAUAUCUGGAAAUAACUAAUGCUGUUUAUUACAAGGUUAACUUUUUAUUCUCAUUUCAUUUGUAUGUUCUCUAAGUUUCUCCAGGGUGGCUUGAAUGUAUGCCAACAAUGUGCCAUGGGUCACACUGUGUCAUACAGUAUUUGGCCAAAAGUAUACAGACAUCUGACCAUCACACCCACAUGUGGGUUUUCCCACUAAAUUUUAAGAACACAAUUGUAAAGGACAUCUUUGUAUGCUGUAGCAUUACAAAUUUAAAACCUUGAAUAUAAUGUUAAAAAGCAAAUAAGGGUAUGACGGUAAGGUGUCCACAUAAUUUUGGCCAUAUGGUGCUUGGGUUACUAUCUGUGUAGUGUUUCUGUGCAUAUGCUUCCUGCAUUCAUGUGGGUUUCCUCCAACAUCUCCAGUUUCCUCUCAUCUCCCAAAAACAGUAAGUGUAUUGGCUAAGAUAAAUUGCAACUGUGUGUGUAAGAAUGUGAACAUGGUUCCUGUCAAUGGUAACACUUCAAGAUUUUACGAGUGUAUUGUUGUAUCGUUCCAAUUUAUAGACUGUUGUCCCAUCCACUGUUGUGUAUUCCUGCCUCAUGCCCAAUAUUUCUGGGAUAGGAUCUGGAUCCUUUGUGACUCUGACCAUGGUAAAGCUGUUACUAAGUGAAUAAGGUCAUUGAUCUUUGUGCAUUGGCAUGGAACACAAAGCAGCCAUGCCUUAAAUGUACAACAUUCAUGUAGCAUUUUAUUGGGUUACAUAAAUGUAGUGUGAGGCUGUGGUCUUGUGUAACAAGUUGUCUGUUGGUGAUUUUGCAACCUCUGUUCCUCUUGAGACAGAUUAAAGGAACUAAAAUGACAGUGUAUUUAGCCCAAGGAGAUCAUACACCAGUAAAGUUCUACAGAGUUUAUUGUUUGUCAAUCUAAUACACUUGCUUCAACUCAUCAGAUAGUUACCAAGACCUUCGUUGGCUGAAUGUGGUAUGAUAUGGCGAAAACACAAAUCUCUGGAGUUCACUUGUCCCUACAUUUUGUCACCUUCAUUUUAGCUGUCAUUCUGUUACUUUUAAGUUAACUUGGCCAUGUGGUUUGUCCGCCUUCUGUAUGGCUGUCUACAGAAUUAAUAGUCUUUGGCACACAUGUUUUAUGGCCCUAGAUAUCCAUGGUUUGAUACCAGCCAACACUGGAGGAAAAAAGUGUAUGUGUGGGCAAGCACUGGGUCAUCACUCAUUUACUAUCUGUGAUGGAUUCAAACACCACUCAUCCUAAAUAGCUGAGCUUGUGACUCCUAGAAAUUAAAAUUAUGUUGAAAAUGUUUCAAAUUUAGAAAGUAGGUAGCUAUUGGAGUUCAUGAAACCAGCACUGUAUGCUCCCCUAGCUACAAUGUUAUGAGAGUUAAAUAUUGAACAAGACAGUAAUCUUCACAUUUUAUUUCACAUGCCAACUCUUUUGAACCUUCACUCAUUCAGUCUUUAGAUUUGCCUAGCAGAUCAGUUGCCUUAUUUGUAUUCUUUAAAUGUGUCUCUUUUGUCUUCACAGGCUGAAGGUUUAUUCUUGCCCUUACUUGUUAUGUGUGCAGGACUAUACACCUUGUACACACAAAUCUUUAUAAUUUGUGUAUAAUUGUGUAUAAUUGUGUAUAACUGUGUAUAAUUUAUAAUGCUUCAUGUACAGUAUAAUGCUUCAUACAUUUAAUUCAAUUUUAGUAAGAAUAUUCUUGCCUCUUAUUGCCACUAGAUGUCAGGCCUCACUUUGUACAGAAAUGCUCAGUAUUCACUGUCUAAUAAUAAAGAAUGUACAAUGAACUAUUUACUUACACCUGGAGCAGAGUCACGUAAAUACUCUCCUAAAUUAUCUUCGGCAUAUUGUUACCUGUAAUAGUGCAAUUAACCAAUUAUAAUGAAUGCUUCUACAACAAGGCUGAUGCUUAUGGAAAUCAUACUCUUGAAUUUGUGGUAGAGGGAAUCAUAAUGUGUGUUUCCUGUAUAUUUUUCAUUGAGUAUGUUUAUAAUUUUGCAAACUCAAAAUGAUUUAGUGUCAGGAACUUUGAUUCUUGCAUUUUGGUGAUGUUUAUGUAAAUAUAUUGUGCAAAUACAUUAUUUAGCCUAUAUUGACAUCUUGAUUAAAUAACUUCGGAGGGUGACUCUUCUUCUACUACAUUACUAUGUAAAGGGCAGGUUAAGGACUGAUCACAUAAGACUGGGUGCAUGGAGUAGCUCACAAUUUGCUCUCUUCACCCCUCCCUUCUCUUUCUUGUUCAUAUCCUCAAGCAGGGAAGAUGCUUCUAAAGCUGCUGUUCUGUAUGGACACUGUGUCUUUUCAGGACGUUCUCCUAAAUCUUGUGUAUCCUCUUAGUUGUAACCAGUAAGUGUCCAUGCCAGAAGACUGCUAUUGAGCUGGAAUCUUCUGUCCACAGCACUUGGAUUAAGCCCCUUCACAGCCGUUUACAUUCAGCUUUGCCCUUCAGCUCCAGAGAAAUACUAUUUAAAAGCAUGGAAGUGGACUAGCACAGAGACUUUGGGAGUUCAGUGCUCAUUGCACAUUGUGAGAGAACAGGUGGCUGUUGUCCCAAAGGAUGAAAUUCUUCAGGAGCUUCCGGACAGAAAGCAGCUGGAGAAUAAUGGCUAUGGUGAGAUCCUCACUCCAGAAAGUGAUGCUCUUUCUGCACAGAGUGCAAACCGUGACUUUCACAUCACCAGGAUAUCAGAAACUGUGCAAGGAUAUACAGCCAGAGAUCGAUACCAAUUGUGGUUCCUCCAGAAGGAGAUCCAGGGACCAGUCACAGGGUUUCCAAGGAAUUAGCCCUGAUGAAAAUAACUACACUCAUGGAAAUUCUAUCUUUCCUAACAGGGACUGUGUGGAGCUUCACAGUGAGAGUGGAGCAAAACUGAUGACUCUACAGGAGGAACUUUGGUUCUGGGCAAAGCUUAAAGAUGAAGAACUGACCAGGCAGAGUACCACUGGAGAUGAUAUUAAUAAUCUACCGCAGCAGCAAGACUACUGUAUGACUGUGCAGAGGCAGUUCAGCCCUCGAAGGCAGGAUUCUGAGUGCCCUCUGAAGCAGGUAUAUCUGUUGCCUCUGCAGCAUGUGGACACUGUGAGUGAAAGCAACGUGAAAGAAUCAGCAGAGUUUGCUCUGCGGGAGAGGAGCAUGUGGCUGGCUCAGGCUGUGCUGGAUGAAGCCAUGGAAGUCCAGCAUCACUGGGAUCGGUUCUGCUUUAGCACAGCCAGUUUGCAGCAGCAGGUCAGCUGGGUACUGAGAAAACUGCAGGACCUCCAGGAUGCCAUGCAUCAGCUAGACUUGGGCUUGGCAGAGAUGGAGAAUAAAUGGGAGGGAUGGUGCUCAGAAGGACAAACUCUGGUCAGCUAUAUGCCAGAUGGUUUUGAGGAGAGUGCAUCAGCGAUGAAUCAGCACAGACAGUUUGUAGAUGCUCAAGUUGAUAGCAGACUGUUGUCUCAAGACUUCUUAUCUGUGUCUGUUCAGUACCCAUGGCAGAGGGCAAUAUUUCAUAACAGUGUUCCAUAUUACAUCAAUCAUCAAAUGCAAACUACGUCAUGGGAUCAUCCAAUGAUGACUCAGCUGUUUCAGUCAAUGACUGAGCUCCGACAUGUACGAUUUUCAGCCUACCGCACAGCUUUGAAGAGCCGCAGAGUUCAGAAAGCCUUGUGCUUGGACCUGUUGGAUUUGGCCAUGGCUCAUGGUGUCUUUGAACAACAUCAGCUGACUGAUAAUGAGCAAGUUUUGGAGGUUCCAGCCAUCAUUACCUGCCUAUUCACAAUAUACACUGAACUUCAGCAGGUGUAUCCAGAUCUCAUUGAUAUCCCCCUGUGUGUGGACCUGUGUCUUAACUGGCUUCUAAAUGUUUAUGACCGGGAUCGAAGUGGGAAAGUUCAAAUUCUGUCCAUGAAGAUUGGGCUUCUUUCUCUUUCAAAAGGACACCUUGGAGAGAAGUAUAAAUAUCUGUUCACUCAGGUGGCCAGCUCUGCAGGAGUGUGUAACCCAAAACAACUGGCACUGCUGCUACACACCACUAUCCAGAUCCCAUACCAGCUGGGUGAGGCUGCUGCUUUUGGAGGGAGUAAUGUGGAACCAAGUAUCCACAGUUGUUUUCAGCAUGUGGGUGACAAAGACACAGUUGAGCUGGAGGAGUUUGUGGAGUGGAUGCAUCUGGAGCCUCAGUCUAUGGUCUGGCUGCCGGUGCUGCACAGAUUGGCUGCAGCGGAGACUGCCAAGCACAAGGCCAAGUGUAAUAUCUGCAAAGAGUUCCCCAUGGUGGGAUUUAGGUAUCGCAGUCUGAAGCGUUUCAACUAUGAUGUGUGUCAAAGAUGUUUUUUCACUGGAAGAACUACCAGAAGUCACAAAUUAACCUAUCCUAUGGUGGAAUACUGCACCCCUACCACCUCAGGGGAAGAUGUGCGUGAUUUCACCAAGGUGCUGAAAAACAAGUUUCGCUCUAAGAAAUACUUCAGUAAACACCCACGUCUUGGAUACCUGCCGGUCCAGACCAUUGAUCAGACGAGUGAAGAAUACACAUGCAGCCAAAUGUCCCUGCAGUCCCCUCAGAGAACACCGUGUGCGCAGCAGGUCAUGGAUAUAUGCGGGAUCAGGAACACACCAGACAGAUGACUUUUCAGGAAGAUGUGACAAGCAAGUACCCUGUCACUGCAUUUAUUUGACUACACAAUAAUGCUGGCACCCGACGACUUCAAGAAUCUUGAAUCUGUAAAUAUUAUUUACAGCAUUAGGAUAUAUCCAGCUCCAGAUUUGGCAUCCGGUGAUGUUUUCGGAUGUGACUUUGAGGUAAAGAUACACUGCAGAUCCUUCUGAAAAAAGCCGAAUAAACUCUAGACCUUUUCUUUUGUCUGUUUAGAUUCUGUGAUGAUGUCUGUGUUCAUGCUGCCUCUUUAUGUGCAUGAACUCUUAUUAUGAUGUCAAACAUCUCACCAAAACAUUUUGAUGUAUAUCCUAUUCCAGUGGGUUUAAUUUUUAUUUUAUUCAGUUUCAGUCUAGUAAUGCAUUUUGAAUUUAUUGAUUUAAUUUGUUAUAGUAAUGCAGACUUAAGUAUUAGUGACUAGGAUGUUACUCUGAAUGUGAUCCACAAUAAACACAAUGUGUCUUUUAAACCCUAUUCUACCUGUCCAGCUGACUGGAGCUUAGAUGUUGUGAUUUGUUUGCUUUUAGCAAGAGUCCGCUUACUAAUGUUUGUAUUUGACAGCACAACAUAACACAAUCACUGUGU
Ictalurus punctatus (channel catfish) is the source of this 6069-nucleotide messenger RNA. RefSeq names its product utrophin. Gene Ontology annotation, biological process: synaptic signaling. The record is from RefSeq and is a predicted model, not a curated record. NCBI's taxonomy places the organism in Eukaryota, Metazoa, Chordata, Actinopteri, Siluriformes, Ictaluridae. Gene Ontology annotation, molecular function: zinc ion binding; protein binding. The coding region runs from base 3405 to 5456 and encodes 683 amino acids. The transcript has 16 exons. Gene Ontology annotation, cellular component: plasma membrane.